AUGGAUACCGUUAUCAACAUGGCCGAUGCCGCACACGCACUGGAUCUGGCCCGAAUUCGAUUCCAACUUAUUCGCCUUGAGGACACAAUCACCUUCCAUCUGAUCGAGAGAGUGCAAUUUGCAUUGAAUGGUACGAUCUAUGUUCCUGGAGCUGUGGAAUUGCCUGAAGCGAACCUGAGCUUCCUCGACUGGUAUUUUCGCGAGCAGGAGAAGCUACAAUCCCUCAUCCGACGCUUCGAGUCACCUGACGAAUAUCCUUUCUUCCCCGAUGCAUUGCAAAACCCAAUACUCAAGCCUCUCAAUUAUCCCAAGAUCUUGCAUGAGAACAACGUCAAUGUGAACGACAAGAUCAAAAAAUUCUAUACGGAAAAGUUUCUCCCCGCAGUAUGCCCCGAUUUCGGACGCGAGGAGCGGGGUGAGUCUCAAGAAAACUACGGCUCAACCGCAACUUGCGAUAUUGCUUGUCUACAAGCUCUAUCACGACGCAUUCACUUCGGCAAGUUUGUCGCAGAGUCCAAAUUCCGGUCGGACGAGGAAAAGUAUAUUCGGCUUAUCAAGGCUGAAGAUCGGGAGGGCAUCGCUGAAUCUAUCACUAAUGCAGCAGUGGAGAAGAAGGUCCUUGAGCGACUACGACUCAAGGCUCUGACAUACGGCAAGGACCCCUCCAUCCCCGACGGGACCGAGGGAGCGGCGAAAAUCAAUGUUGACGCUGUUGUUUCAAUGUACAAGGACUUUGUUAUCCCGUUAACCAAGGAAGUCGAGGUGGAAUACUUGAUGCAAAGGCUAGAACCAAGUGCCUGA
This is a messenger RNA of Fusarium tjaetaba, 801 nucleotides long. RefSeq names its product chorismate mutase. Gene Ontology annotation, biological process: chorismate metabolic process; aromatic amino acid biosynthetic process. Gene Ontology annotation, cellular component: cytoplasm. Gene Ontology annotation, molecular function: chorismate mutase activity. The record is from RefSeq and is a predicted model, not a curated record. Bases 1 to 801 code for a protein of 266 amino acids. NCBI's taxonomy places the organism in Eukaryota, Fungi, Ascomycota, Sordariomycetes, Hypocreales, Nectriaceae. The transcript is spliced from 3 exons.